This is a messenger RNA of Zea mays, 2498 nucleotides long. RefSeq names its product photosystem I P700 chlorophyll a apoprotein A2. Lineage: Eukaryota; Viridiplantae; Streptophyta; Magnoliopsida; Poales; Poaceae. The transcript has a single exon. The record is from RefSeq and is a predicted model, not a curated record. Gene Ontology annotation, cellular component: thylakoid; photosystem I; chloroplast thylakoid membrane. Bases 28 to 2232 code for a protein of 734 amino acids. Gene Ontology annotation, biological process: photosynthesis.
AGUGGCUAGGAGGAUUUGAAAGGCAUUAUGGAAUUAAGAUUUCCCAGGUUUAGCCAAGGCUUAGCUCAGGACCCCACUACUCGUCGUAUUUGGUUUGGUAUUGCUACCGCACAUGAUUUCGAAAGUCAUGAUGAUAUUACUGAGGAACGUCUUUAUCAGAACAUUUUUGCUUCUCACUUUGGGCAGUUAGCAAUAAUCUUUCUAUGGACGUCCGGAAAUCUGUUUCAUGUAGCUUGGCAAGGAAAUUUUGAAUCAUGGAUACAGGAUCCUUUACACGUAAGACCUAUUGCUCAUGCCAUUUGGGAUCCUCAUUUUGGGCAACCCGCUGUGGAAGCCUUUACUCGAGGAGGUGCUGCCGGUCCAGUGAAUAUCGCUUAUUCUGGGGUUUAUCAGUGGUGGUAUACAAUUGGAUUGCGCACCAAUGAAGAUCUUUAUACUGGAGCUCUUUUUCUAUUAUUUCUUUCUACGCUAUCCUUAAUAGGGGGUUGGUUACAUCUACAACCCAAAUGGAAGCCAAGCCUUUCGUGGUUCAAAAACGCCGAAUCUCGUCUGAAUCAUCAUUUGUCAGGACUUUUCGGAGUAAGUUCUUUGGCUUGGACAGGACAUUUAGUUCAUGUUGCUAUUCCCGGAUCCAGGGGGGAGUACGUUCGAUGGAAUAAUUUCUUAGAUGUAUUACCCUAUCCCCAGGGGUUGGGUCCCCUUCUGACGGGUCAGUGGAAUCUUUAUGCCCAAAAUCCUGAUUCGAGUAAUCAUUUAUUUGGUACCACUCAAGGAGCGGGAACUGCCAUUCUGACCCUUCUUGGGGGAUUCCAUCCACAAACACAAAGUUUGUGGCUGACCGAUAUUGCUCAUCAUCAUUUAGCUAUUGCAUUUAUUUUUCUCAUUGCCGGUCAUAUGUAUCGAACUAACUUCGGAAUUGGGCACAGUAUCAAAGAUCUUUUAGAAGCACAUACUCCUCCGGGGGGUCGAUUAGGACGUGGGCAUAAAGGCCUUUAUGAUACAAUCAAUAAUUCGAUUCAUUUUCAAUUAGGCCUUGCUCUAGCUUCCUUAGGGGUUAUUACUUCCUUAGUAGCUCAACAUAUGUACUCUUUACCUGCUUAUGCAUUCAUAGCACAAGACUUUACUACUCAAGCUGCUUUAUAUACUCAUCACCAAUACAUUGCAGGGUUCAUCAUGACAGGGGCUUUUGCUCAUGGAGCUAUUUUUUUCAUUAGGGAUUACAAUCCGGAACAGAAUGAAGAUAAUGUAUUGGCAAGAAUGUUAGACCAUAAGGAAGCUAUCAUAUCUCAUUUAAGUUGGGCUAGCCUCUUCCUAGGAUUCCAUACCUUGGGCCUUUAUGUUCAUAACGACGUUAUGCUUGCUUUUGGUACUCCAGAAAAGCAAAUCUUGAUUGAACCUAUAUUUGCCCAAUGGAUACAAUCUGCUCAUGGUAAGACGACAUAUGGGUUCGAUAUACUCUUAUCUUCAACGAAUGGCCCCGCUUUCAAUGCAGGUCGAAACAUAUGGUUGCCCGGAUGGUUGAAUGCUGUUAAUGAGAAUAGUAAUUCGCUUUUCUUAACAAUAGGACCUGGGGAUUUCUUGGUUCAUCAUGCUAUUGCUCUAGGUUUGCAUACAACUACAUUGAUUUUAGUAAAGGGUGCUUUAGAUGCACGCGGUUCCAAAUUAAUGCCGGAUAAAAAGGAUUUCGGGUAUAGUUUUCCUUGCGACGGCCCAGGGCGCGGCGGUACUUGUGAUAUUUCUGCUUGGGACGCGUUUUAUUUGGCAGUUUUCUGGAUGUUAAAUACCAUUGGAUGGGUUACUUUUUAUUGGCAUUGGAAACACAUUACAUUAUGGCAGGGCAACGUUUCACAAUUUAAUGAAUCCUCCACUUAUUUGAUGGGAUGGUUAAGAGAUUACCUAUGGUUAAACUCUUCACAACUUAUUAAUGGAUAUAAUCCUUUUGGGAUGAAUAGUUUAUCAGUAUGGGCUUGGAUGUUCUUAUUUGGACAUCUUGUUUGGGCUACAGGAUUUAUGUUCUUAAUUUCCUGGCGUGGAUAUUGGCAGGAAUUAAUUGAGACUUUAGCAUGGGCUCAUGAACGGACACCUUUGGCUAAUUUAAUUCGCUGGAGAGAUAAGCCCGUGGCUCUUUCCAUUGUGCAAGCAAGAUUGGUCGGAUUAGCCCACUUUUCCGUGGGUUAUAUAUUCACUUAUGCAGCUUUCUUGAUUGCCUCAACAUCAGGCAAGUUUGGUUAAUUUAGUUAUUUUUUUUUGUACUGUAUCAGAACCCAGUUCAUUACUCUUGAUGGAGAGGGAGGAUCCGCCUUUUUAGAUUUUUGCUAUUUAUUUUUCUAUCUAGGAUUAGAACCAUAUACUUGGUAAUAAUAGGAACGGCACAUUAUGGCAAAAAAAAGUUUGAUUCAGAGGGAGAAGAAGCGGCAGAAAUUAGAACAAAAAUAUCAUUUGAUUCGUCGAUCCUCAAAAAAAAAGAUAAGAAGCAAAGUUUCCCCUUUGAGUUUGAG